Teleopsis dalmanni is the source of this 959-nucleotide messenger RNA. Its product is annotated as sodium- and chloride-dependent GABA transporter 1-like. Gene Ontology annotation, cellular component: membrane. The record is from RefSeq and is a predicted model, not a curated record. Lineage: Eukaryota; Metazoa; Arthropoda; Insecta; Diptera; Diopsidae. Bases 204 to 959 code for a protein of 251 amino acids. The transcript has 5 exons. Gene Ontology annotation, biological process: sodium ion transmembrane transport.
GUGAUCAGUUGUGAGAGCAGUGUCAUCGAAGUAACAUUUUCGAGUCAAAGGCUUUGGAAGCGCGCAUUAAAAUAUGCAUUGCAGAAUCUAGUAAUUAAACUACUUCAAACAUAAAUAGUGAAAAAAUUGAUCGUCAUACUGAAAAAACAGGACUAUAAUUGAAACAUAACCUUAGUAGGAUAUAAAUAUACACUGAAUGUAAAAUGUCGAAUAAUGCCGCUAGUAACGAUGUAAGUUCGUCAGAUGAUAUUGCCACUGCUCAUAUAAGAAUGAUGGUCAGAAAUACAGAUACUAUAGAGAUGCCAAUAAUUGAAAGUAAUAAAAACAAUGAGGACUUGACCAACAAAACAACUACAAUCACAAUAUCCAGUCCACCGACAAUCAAACAAAUCACACAAAAACAGGUCGUUAAAUUGGAUAAUCUACCUGAACGUGGUUCGUGGUCAUCAAAACUAGACUUUAUACUUUCAGUUGUUGGCCUUGCUAUCGGAUUGGGGAAUGUAUGGCGUUUUCCAUAUUUGUGUUACAAAAAUGGUGGUGGUGCAUUUCUAAUUCCAUAUUUUAUGACACUGAUAUUGGCAGGUAUUCCUAUGUUUUUUAUGGAGCUUGCGUUAGGCCAAAUGUUAACAAUAGGUGGACUUGGAGUUUUCAAAAUUGCACCAAUUUUUAAAGGCAUUGGUUAUGCGGCAGCUGUGAUGUCAUGUUGGAUGAAUGUCUACUAUAUUGUAAUUUUAGCUUGGGCUGUAUUUUACUUCUUUAUGUCUAUGCGAGCCGAUGUUCCAUGGAGAACUUGUAAUAAUUACUGGAAUACUUUAAAUUGUGUAAAUCCAUACGAACGAAAGGAUUUAAUGUGUUGGGAGAAAUUUAUAAAUGGCACAACAAAAAAGAUUUGUUCCUUAGCGGCUACAAAUGUGUCUGCGUCUGACCUUACAGAUCCAGUUAAAGAGUUUUGGGAGUGA